UCUCUUACGAUCUAACUUUUCACACUAGUCAUACGACGUCGUAUUGAGUCGUGAAAAGGCAAUCCCGUGCGUCUUGAAAUUUGGAAAGAGAAAAUCGAAAGUUUCGACUUCACCACUGCACUCUACUGUCGUUAUUUAUUCACUCUUUCCAUUUAUACCCCCCAUCCUCACCGUCAUGUAGAUCAGAAUCGCUUAUUUCUUCACAAUCCAAUUUUUCUCGUUUCGUUGCUUUAUUUUCUCAGGAGCCUUACAUUACACGCAAAUAAGAAAUUAUGCAUCUUAUAUAUGUUGGCCUAAAAUUGAGUUUAAUAUACAUCGGGAUAGGAAUCUAGAUGGAUACAACUAACGAAAUAAAGGGCGAUUAUGCCCCCCUCAGAGAUCCAGAGCACCCACAAUUGGGAAGAUUUGACAAGCCACUUCCAUGUUUUGGCUGCGGUAUUGGAUGGUUCUCUUUUCUGCUAGGAUUUGUAUGCCCAUUGACGUGGUAUUAUGCUACAAUUCUCUACUUUGGAAAUUACUAUCAUAAGGAUCCAAGGGAACGUGCUGGACUCGCCGCAUCUGCAAUUGCUGCUCUAAUCUGCACAAUUACUGUGGUGAUAACAAUAGCUGUUAUCUUCUUGUAACUUUACUGUCAACUAUCAACUAACCUGAAUGUAAUCAAUUAGCCGAGAAAAAGAAAAGAAAAUGAAAAUAGCUUCUAAUUUCAACUUCUACAAAAGGAAAGCAAGGUUACGCACAUGGUAGAUCAAGUUUUUGGCAUGCAAAGCUAGUUCAGUUCCAUUUUAUGGGGCUUAAAGUCCUGCUGCAUCUAUUACCUUAUUAUAUAGGUUUGUGCAUGUAUACAAAGAAUGAUGUGACAAAGGUUGUUGUUUUCAUUAACGUAUCUUUGGGAUUGCCAAAUAGUAGCUGCUUACUUGCUAUCAUGCAUUUGUUGAAAAAUUGGAAAAAAAAAAGAAAAGAUCCGUUGUUUUC
Messenger RNA from Lathyrus oleraceus (garden pea), 972 nucleotides. RefSeq names its product 60S ribosomal protein L18a-like protein. NCBI's taxonomy places the organism in Eukaryota, Viridiplantae, Streptophyta, Magnoliopsida, Fabales, Fabaceae. Bases 333 to 623 code for a protein of 96 amino acids. The record is from RefSeq and is a predicted model, not a curated record. The transcript is spliced from 4 exons.